Messenger RNA from Herpailurus yagouaroundi (jaguarundi), 775 nucleotides. RefSeq names its product EF-hand domain-containing family member C2-like. Bases 53 to 667 code for a protein of 204 amino acids. NCBI's taxonomy places the organism in Eukaryota, Metazoa, Chordata, Mammalia, Carnivora, Felidae. Gene Ontology annotation, cellular component: microtubule. The transcript is spliced from 4 exons. The record is from RefSeq and is a predicted model, not a curated record. Gene Ontology annotation, biological process: regulation of neuron projection development.
UACCUUCAGGACCCCGUCUUCUCGGCCCCUUAACCCUCGGACGGCGAGAGCCAUGGCCCUGCCGCUGCUGCUUGGCAACAGCUUCAACCGCAAUGUGGAAAAGAAGUUCCACAAAUCUCAACAUUGGGGCUUUUGCAACAAUGUGAGAAUGCUGGUGAGUGAAGAUAAACCUGGAAUAGGUGGAGAAUUGCUUCCUGGGAAAAAGGUGAAGCCUAAAUACAGUGACUUUCCUAAAGGAAUGGUAAGGACCGUGCCAUCCUGGAUCGCUUUUGAUAAGCAGGUAUUAUCUUUUGAUGCCUAUUUAGAAGAUGAAUUUCCUGAUAAAACUCAAGAAAAGUAUAGAAUAAGAUGCUAUAAAAUCCUCUUCUACCUCGAAGAUGACACAAUUCAAGUGAAUGAACGAGAGUUGAAAAAUAGCGGACUGCCUAAAGGGACUUUUAUCCGGCGUCACCGGAUUUCUCUCCCACCUCCUGAUGAAGAUCAGUUUUAUACUGUGUAUCAUUUCAAUAUCAACAUAGACGUUGUCUUUUAUGGCCGGACAUUCAAGAUUUAUGAUGCUGAUACGUUCACAAAAAACUUCUUGAAGAAAAUAGGAGUCAUAUUAAACCCCCCAGGACAGUGUCCAGAAGAUCCUUACAUGAAGAUACAGAGAGAGGUAAGAGAUUGAUAACAUCCGUGAGUUCUUGUCUUCAGAAUGAGAAUCCAUAAAGGGGACUCAGUCGAGGAUAUCUGCGUUCCAGAUGCAGAUGUGAAAGCACUUUUGGGGUCAUGGUCA